AUGGCUUCCAUAGCUUCUUCAUCUUCAACACUUUCCACAGGUUUUCUUCUGCAUUCACCCACACCUCAAUUAGGCAGAAGAAGGAAAAGAAGAACACCCAAUUUUGUGAGAAUAAUGCCCACUCGCUCCAGUCUCGAUGACACUUCUUCUCUCCUAACAGCAGCUCAAUACACUGUGGAUACAUACGUGAAAAGUGGCAUGGUUGUAGGAUUGGGGUCUGGUCAAGCUUCUGGUAUGGCCAUUCAGCAUUUGGGUCGCCAGCUUCAUCGUGGUAAUUUGAAGGACAUAGUAGGGAUUCCCACGUCUGUUGCAAGUGCGAGUGAAGCAGCAAAGGCUGGGAUUCCAUUGAUUACCUACCAAGGCAGUUCUCAAAUUGAUUUUGCAUUUGAUGACGCUGAUGGUGUAGAAGAAGGAAAAUUUGUUGCUAUCAUUGGACGGCGGAAACUGCAAAGUGAGGAGUCCAUAAUACAGGAGAAAUCCAUACUAAAUGCUGCCAAUAAACUAGCCUUCAUUAUCGAAGAAAGCCAGUACAAAGGUGGUCUGGAAGGUUCUAUUCCAGUUUUAAUUCAGUCUCUUAACUGGUUGGCAAUUGCUGAAGAGAUUGAUGAUAUGUUUCUUGGUGAUGCUGAGGUGUGGAGAAGAGCAUCUAUUGGUCAAGCAGGUCCACUAGGAGGUGACUUUCCAUUAGUGACAAGAGAAGGACAUAAUGUUCUUGAUGUUAUCUUCACAUCUCCAAUACCAAGCCUCGCUGAAGUAGCAAAAAUCCUUGAUAAAGUUGACGGUGUUGUUGACCAUGGUGUCAUUUCGAAAAUCCCAUGCACAGUGGUAAUUGCUUCUCCUAAAGGGUUGAAAGUUUUGGAAAAAUUGACCGCAGAUAUAGUGGGUUAG
Molecule: messenger RNA, 888 nt
Organism: Vicia faba (fava bean)
Lineage: Eukaryota; Viridiplantae; Streptophyta; Magnoliopsida; Fabales; Fabaceae
Source: the annotation of a GenBank genome assembly